CACCAACCGAACCCAAGUCCGGCAACCGGGGGUCCUUCACGUGGCAGCUCGUAUUCGCCUCGCUGGAUCUGCUUCGCCCGAGCUUCUUCCAGAACCACACCCACUUUCCUAAAAGGAAACCCCCCUCCCAAACCAUGUUCUCCUCUGCCUACCUGUUGGUCACCGCAUGUUGUCUGUUCGCAACCCUGGGAUCCUUCCUAUUCGGAUAUGAUUCCGGGGUGAUCUCCACUGUCAUCGACCAGGAGACGUUCAAACAUCGAUUCCAUCGUCCCUCGGAUGCCGCCACGGGCGGGAUCGUCGCCUCGUAUAACGGCGGCGCCAUCAUAGGUUCCUUGCUUGUCUCAUACCUCUCCGACCCGUGGGGUAGGAGACCCGUUCUGUUCGUUGGCGGUCUUCUGGCGACCCUCGGGGCCGCUUUGCAGGCGGGUGCGGUCAAUGUGGCCAUGCUCAUUGCUGGCCGCUUGGUUGCCGGCCUGUCGGUGGGCCUGAUGUCAUCCAUCAUCCCCGUCUACUGUAGCGAAGUAUCACCCCCGCGAAUCCGAAGCUUUUUAGGAUCCCUACAACAAUGGAUGAUUGGAUUGGGGGCAGUCGUCGCAGUAGGUUGCUCGAACCACUGGAAAUAUAUACUCUAUGACCUGACUCAAUGGGUUGGAUACGGCUGCUCUCUCCGCACAGGGAACUUCACCUGGAGCUUUCCGCUCGCCCUGCAAGCUCUGCCUGCGAUCGUCCUCAGCGGUGGAAUCUGGCUCCUCCCCGAAUCCCCCCGCUGGCUCAUCGAACAAGGUCGCAUCGAUGAAGGCCGCACCACGCUCACUCGCCUCCACGCAGCCAACACCUCCCUCAUCGAGACCGAAUACGCGCAAAUUCGGGCCAGCAUCGCCGAAGAGCGACGCCGCGCCCCGCGCACCUGGCGUGCUCUCCUCUUCACCUCGGCGACCUGGCGCCAUCGCAUCCUCCUCGCCUGCGGCAUGCAAGCCUUCACGCAGUGCUCUGGCACCAACAUCAUCUCGACCUACAACCCGAGCCUCUACCGCUCGCUCGGCCUGUCCGAGACCACCUCGCUCAUGAUCCAGGGCAUCUGGGGCGCGCUCGCCCAGUUCUGGAACACCGUCUUCAUCAUCCUGUUCAUCGACCGGGUCCCCCGGCGCACCCUCCUCCUGCCCUCCCUCGUGGGCAUGGGCGCCACGAUGUGCAUCGAAGCCGCCCUCGGCCAAGCCUACCGCAACUUCACCACCGACCCGCCCGCGCCCGCGACCGCCGUCCGCGCCGCCAUCGCCUUGUUCUUCGUCUUCUCCGCCUUCUUCACCAGCCUGGGUCUCAUCUCCUGGCUCUACCAGUCCGAGAUCUUCCCCACCGCCAUCCGCGCCCGGGGGGCCUCGAUCGCCACCGCCACAAAUUGGAGUCUGAACCUGGUCUUCGCCCAGUGCACCCCGAUCGCGCGCUCGCGCAUGGGCUUCAAUUACUUCUACUGCUUCGCCACGUUCAAUUGGGCCGCCGCCCUACUAGUCUGGUUCGCCUACCCCGAGACCGCGGGCCGGUCGCUGGAGGAGGCCGAGCAUGUUUUCGAUCGACGAGGAUCGAAGGAUGAAAGGAACCAUGACCAGGGGCUGGAGCUCCAGCAGGACAGGAAAGGGGGAUUAGCCAUGGUUUCUUCGGCGGAGGCGAGUGCAAAUCCCCUACACCACAGGUGA
Messenger RNA from Aspergillus uvarum CBS 121591, 1691 nucleotides. Its product is annotated as sugar porter family MFS transporter. Gene Ontology annotation, biological process: carbohydrate transport; transmembrane transport. Gene Ontology annotation, molecular function: carbohydrate:proton symporter activity. Lineage: Eukaryota; Fungi; Ascomycota; Eurotiomycetes; Eurotiales; Aspergillaceae. The transcript has 4 exons. The record is from RefSeq and is a predicted model, not a curated record. Bases 135 to 1691 code for a protein of 518 amino acids. Gene Ontology annotation, cellular component: membrane.